UUUUUGAGUGUUUGUUUGCCAUGAGAGUCUAGCACUAUGACCCGGUAUAAACAAGCAAACCCGACACUGUUCACACUAUUUAGCUUAAAAAGUCACAUAUGACUGACCCACAAAAAGCCACCGAUUGUCCAAUAUCUCUAAAUUCAUGAUAUAAAUUUCUACUUGCAAUUACCCUCCACCAACCAACCAGUACACAAUUUCAAAUUCAACAUUCCCCAAAAACAAAUUCAACAGUCCCCAAAAUUCAUAAACGAUGAACAACGCUCAUUCUAAUAUCGACAACAAUUGAAAUCGGCCGAUUCUUGUUGGAUAAAGUAUCUAGAUCAUUGGGCUACCUAGAUCAUUCUCCGGUUUUCAAGUUUAGUCCAAUUGGAAGGACCAUCAUUUUCGGAGGAGACGCCAUGGACAUGGAAGAUGAAAUUAGCAAGGUUGAACAGAAACGUCAUGCAUUGACAACGACAUUGAUUUUGCUUGAGGAGAUACUAAGAAACCAUCGAAUUAACCUCCUUCUUAUAAGUAUGUUAAUCACAUUGAUACGACCAAAUGGCGGUAAAAGGAAACGAGGUGGUAGAGGUACAGCCGAGCCUCUGAUGGAUGCAAUUCCUGCUCAUGUGAAGCAGUUAGAUAGGCUAGUGCGCAUCUCAGAUCGUUCAUGUGUAGACAAUUUAAGGAUGGAUAGAAACACAUUUGGUCGUUUAUGUCGCAUCCUGCGAGACCGGGUAGGUUUAAUUGACCAGAAAUUUGUUACCAUCGAGGAACAAGUUUCUAUGUUUCUGUGCAUUCUAUCCCACCAUAAGAAGACACGAAUUGUCGGUCAUGAUUUCAUGCGAUCUUCACAAACUGUGUCGAAAUACUUGCAUACAGUUCUUCGUGGAGUGCUUACUCUCCAUGAUUUGUUUUUGGUGAAACCUACUCCGAUUGAUGAUGAUUGCACUGAUUCAAGGUGGAAGUGGUUUAAGGGUUGUCUAGGGGCUUUGGAUGGCACAUAUAUCAAUGUACGGGUCCCUCUUGCUGACGCACCCCGCUACAGAAAUAGGAAAGGACAGAUCACGACAAACACACUUGCUGUGUGUGAUCGACAUCUUCGCUUUGUUUAUGUCUUGCCCGGUUGGGAGGGAUCUGCAGGUGACUCGAGGAUCUUACGUGAUGCAAUUAGCAGGCCACGUGGACUUAAGGUGCCUAGAGGUUGCUACUACCUUUGUGACAACGGUUACGCAAAUAGUGAGGGAUUUGUCACACCGUUCAAAGGAGUUAGAUAUCAUCUUAAGGAGUGGGGACCCGGAACCCAAGCGCCCCAAACCCCCGAAGAACUUUUCAACUUGAAGCACACCAAAGCCAGAAAUAUAAUUGAGCGGUCCUUUGCAGUGUUGAAGAUGCGUUGGGGAAUUCUUCGCAGUCCCAGCUUCUACCCAAUCGACGUUCAAACAGGUUUAAUUAUCGCUUGCUUCCUGCUUCACAAUUUUAUACGGAGUCAGAUGGAGGUAGAUCCUAUCGAGGAAUUGUUGGGUGGUCAAAUUGAAGAAGGUUAUGGGAGUGACAAUGAUGAAGUGGUUGCUGAUCACAUUAGCAUUGUCAACCCAACAACAUCUUGGAAUAGUAAAAGGGAUGAUCUCGCCAAGGCUAUGUGGGCAGAGAAAAAUAAUGCUUAAACAGGUUGCCCUGGUGUCUAAUUUGAAACAUUUGAACUUAUGUUAUUGCCUAUGUACGACUAUAACUUUUUAUUCACUGACUCAUAUAAUUUCGAUGGUGGUGUGGACUUUUUUGAGUUUCAUUUUGGAUGAAGUAUAUAUUUUUAUCCAA
Molecule: messenger RNA, 1800 nt
Organism: Salvia splendens (bonfire salvia)
Lineage: Eukaryota; Viridiplantae; Streptophyta; Magnoliopsida; Lamiales; Lamiaceae
Product: protein ANTAGONIST OF LIKE HETEROCHROMATIN PROTEIN 1-like
Exons: 4
Coding region: 402-1649 (415 amino acids)
Source: RefSeq, a predicted model, not a curated record